Messenger RNA from Talaromyces amestolkiae, 1104 nucleotides. RefSeq lists its product as uncharacterized. The transcript has a single exon. NCBI's taxonomy places the organism in Eukaryota, Fungi, Ascomycota, Eurotiomycetes, Eurotiales, Trichocomaceae. The record is from RefSeq and is a predicted model, not a curated record. The coding region runs from base 1 to 1104 and encodes 367 amino acids.
AUGUCACAAUACGCGACCUCAAAGAUCUUUGUUAUCGGCGGAACGGGCGCCCAAGGAAUUCCUGUCAUUCGAGGUCUUGUGUUUGACAAGGGAUACCACUGCAAGAUCCUCACUCGUGACCUGAGCUCGUAUCGCGCCAAAGAACUUAGUGCUUUACCGAAUGUGUCAUUUGUUGAGGGUUCUUUUGCCGACGAAGCAACCCUCCGUACAGGCUUCCAAAGCUGCGAUGGAGCAUUUGUUAACUUGGACGGAUUCAACACGGGAGAGAAGGGCGAAACAUAUUGGGCCAUUCGCUGUUACGAACUAGCACUUGAAUCUGGUAUAAAAUUUUUUGUAUACGGGAAUCUCGAUUAUGUCUACAAGAAGUCAGGCUACGACCCGAAAUUCCGUACCGGUCAUUACGAUGGUAAAGGUCGAGUAGGGGAGUGGAUUCUACAGCAAAAUAAAGACAACGGACACAGAAUGGGCGCUACCCUGUUUACUACAGGCCCAUAUAUGGAAAUGGCAAUUGCGAAAGGCACACCAAUGACCCCAACAGUUGAGGACGGAAUCGUCACAUGGCGUGUGCCUCUGGGUGCUGGAGCAGUGGUACAUGUUGCCCUCGAGGAUUGUGCUUAUUAUGUCCGCUGGCUUUUUGAUAAUGCGGAACGUGCGAGUGGGAUGGAUCUUGAGGUCGCCAUUGCACACAUUGGGUAUAAUGAAAUGGCAGAAGCCUUUGCGAAAGUGACCGGCCACCCGGCUCAGUACAUCAAUACAGACCUUGACGAGUACUGGAAGACCGGCCCAUUAAGCCGUAUCUCAGAAGCGUCGGCCGGAUAUAGUGCUGAUCUGAAUGAUAAAUCGACGAUGACCACAAAGGAGAACUUCACGGGGUUCUGGAAUAUGUGGAAGUUCUCCGGCAGUAAUCUCGGCGUAGUGCGCAGAGACUAUGCUCUUUUAGAUGAGAUUUUUCCUGGGCGGAUCAGGAGUGCUGAACAGUGGUUUAGAAGAGAAGAUCAAAGGGGUAGAGAAAAAGGGCUAGGUGGAUUGUGGGAGAGGGUACAGGCAAACAAUAUCAAGCCUAUUCUCAAGAUUGCGGAGGACGGGAUGCGCGGUCGUCUCUAA